Messenger RNA from Terrapene triunguis (Three-toed box turtle), 1404 nucleotides. RefSeq names its product zona pellucida sperm-binding protein 3-like. Gene Ontology annotation, molecular function: acrosin binding. Lineage: Eukaryota; Metazoa; Chordata; Testudines; Emydidae. The coding region runs from base 1 to 1404 and encodes 467 amino acids. Gene Ontology annotation, biological process: binding of sperm to zona pellucida; egg coat formation; positive regulation of acrosome reaction. The record is from RefSeq and is a predicted model, not a curated record. Gene Ontology annotation, cellular component: extracellular matrix. The transcript is spliced from 9 exons.
AUGGGACAAAGAAGCAGCCUGGGCUUUGCUCUCCUGUGCUGGGUGGUCAGUGGGGUGACUGGUUACAAUCCCUGGGAUUUCUCUAGGAGAGACUCAGCCAUGUGGAGACCCACCCCCAGGGCUGAGCCCCCUCGCAGAAGAGCCCAUGUGCCCUCUCUUGCCCAGCCCUACCCCUGGGCUCGGGUUGAUUCUUCCCAGCUCAGGGCUGUGUCCCUGCUGCAGCCUGUCACAGUGCAGUGUGAGGAGGCUCAGAUGGUGAUCACUGUGCACAGGGAUCUGUUUGGGACGGGGCGACUGAUCAAAGCUUCUGACCUGAGCCUUGGCCCGGCCACCUGCCAGUACAGGUCCCUUAAUGCUGCAGAGAACACAGUGACUUUUACAGCUGGGCUCCAUGAAUGUGGCAGCACCUUGCAGAUGACCCCAGACUCCCUUGUUUACAGCACAAGCCUGAACUAUAACCCCACCCCUGCCAGCAACCCAGUGAUCCUGAGAACCAAUCCAGCUGUGAUUCCCAUUGAGUGUCACUAUCCCAGGAAGGACAAUGUGAGCAGUAAAGCCAUCAAGCCCACAUGGGUUCCCUUCAGUUCCACCCUGUCUGCUGAGGAGAGGCUGGGUUUCUCCCUGCACCUGAUGAAUGAUGACUGGAGUGCUGAGAGACCCUCCAAUGGAUUCCAGCUGGGGGAGGUCAUGCAUAUCCAAGCUGAUGUCCACACUGGGAACCAUGUGGCUCUGAGGCUCUUUGUGGACAGCUGUGUGGCCACCCUGACCCCAGACAGGGACUCCUCUCCCCGCUAUGCUGUCAUUGACUUCAAUGGAUGCCUGGUGGAUGGGAGAUCAGAUGACACCACCUCAGCCUUCAUAUCCCCCAGGCCAAGGCAGGACACACUGCAGUUCAUGGUGGAUGUGUUCAGGUUUGCAGGAGAUGCCAGCAACUUGAUCUACAUCACCUGCCAUCUGAAAGUCACUGCAGCUGAGCAAGCCCCAGAUCCCUUGAACAAGGCUUGUUCCUUCAACAAAGCAGGCAACAUCUGGUCUCCAGUGGAAGGCACCAGAGACAUCUGCAGGUGCUGUGAGACUGGGAACUGUGGGCUGGCUGGACAGUCUGGGAGAGUCAGGCCUCUGGACAGAUGGCCAGGGAGGCGCUUCCAGAGAGAUGUGGCCUCCAGGCAUGGUGACCCCUUCGUGAGGGAAGCUGAGGCUGAUGUUGUGGUAGGACCCCUAUUCAUCUUCGAUGCUUAUCGAGGAUCCAGGGAUGUCUCAACUGAUCAAAUGGAAGCAGAGAACUCCGCCUCAGAGGGAUUCUCUUCUACAGCUGGGCUGAUCUCUGUGGCAGCUGCCAUUGCACUGGCCUUCAUUACUCUGGGGAUAUUUGUAUACAGAAGAUGCAGCCGUUCUAGUGCCUGA